Penicillium argentinense is the source of this 288-nucleotide messenger RNA. RefSeq lists its product as uncharacterized. The coding region runs from base 1 to 288 and encodes 95 amino acids. The record is from RefSeq and is a predicted model, not a curated record. The transcript is spliced from 2 exons. Lineage: Eukaryota; Fungi; Ascomycota; Eurotiomycetes; Eurotiales; Aspergillaceae.
AUGCGAAUCCAGGGCCCUUUCUAUGGUGCUGGCGGUUCGCCACAGGCGGGUCUGUACAUCCGUCGAACUGUGGAAGCGUUCGAGAAUGGUGCCCUCCACGCAGAGAUCUGGGCCGUAAUCGGCGCAGUGGCGACGGAGAGUCCCCGGUCGCGCCUCACACAGCGCGGAGACGCCCCGGACUCAGCCCAGAGGAAAUACAUCUGGAUUGGAUCGACUCGACUCGAGGUCUUUCAUUUCAUGCUCCGUGCUGGAAUGAGUCAGGGGCUGUUAAUCACCAUGAAGGAGUAG